Melampsora larici-populina 98AG31 is the source of this 5232-nucleotide messenger RNA. RefSeq names its product putative aminophospholipid translocase. The record is from RefSeq and is a predicted model, not a curated record. NCBI's taxonomy places the organism in Eukaryota, Fungi, Basidiomycota, Pucciniomycetes, Pucciniales, Melampsoraceae. Gene Ontology annotation, biological process: phospholipid translocation. The transcript is spliced from 6 exons. The coding region runs from base 1 to 5232 and encodes 1743 amino acids. Gene Ontology annotation, molecular function: ATP hydrolysis activity; ATP binding; magnesium ion binding. Gene Ontology annotation, cellular component: plasma membrane.
AUGUCAUCAUCAUCAUCAUCAUCAUCAUCAUCAGCAUAUCAUCAUCAUCAUCAACAACAACAAUCAAACCAUCCAUCAAAUUCAAACUCACCACAUUCAAAUCCAACUCCAGGUCCAUCAAAUCAAACAACUCCUCAUUUACCUUCAUACAGACCACGUUCAACCAUCUAUCCACCUACUCAACCAGCUCCAUUAUUCUUAGAAGAUGAAGAUGAUUUUGAUGAGAACGGAAGAUAUAUAGAUUCAGCACUCUUAUCUGUAAAUGAUCCAGACUAUAGAUUACGAUUAACUAGAUCUGCUACUGAAACGAUCCAUGAAGCCAUCUCAGAAGAUGAUCGUAGAAGGAAAGCUAAAAAGAAACGAUUAGGUCAAUCAUCAAGUAAAGAUCCAUUAGGAGCACGUAAACGAUUUCAAAGAAGAUCUAGACCUCCAACCGCUAAUUCAAAUCAUACAAGAAAAUCUUAUUUAGAUCCUAAAUUACCUCCCUUACCUAUCGCACCUGAUCUAGAUCCACCUCCAUUACCUUCUAUCGCUAACUCAGGUGAAGGUGAAGAUGAACAUACUCAAAAUUUAAAAGAAUUAGAAGAUUCACCGGCUACUGAUUUUAAAAAACAACAAAAGAAAUCUAAUAAGAAACAUUCGAAUCGAGGUCCUUCCUUUUCCAAUGAAAGAAGAUCGAUUUAUGUGAACUUGGUCUUACCUACUGGUCAGAUCGAUCGAAAUGGAGAUCCAUUAGCUAAAUAUGUUCGAAAUAAAGUUAGAACUACUAAAUAUACCAUCAUCUCAUUCUUACCAAAGAAUCUCUUUGAACAAUUUCGAAACGUAGCCAAUAUUUAUUUCCUCGUCCUAGUCAUCUUUCAAAACUUUCCAAUCUUUGGAGCCGCCACACCUCAAGUCGCCAUGUUACCAUUACUGUUUAUCUUAUGUGUAACAGGAGCCAAGGAUUGUUUUGAAGAUUAUCGAAGAUAUAUGUUAGAUAACAGUGUGAAUAACUCACCCUGUACAAGAUUAGGAGAUUGGAGAAAUGUCAAUGUACCUAGAUCAGGUGGAGGAUCAUGGUGGGAAAACUUGGAUUGGCCAUGGGAAACGCAUGAUGUGGAUCAACAAACCGAGUUUUCAGGUCAACAUCGUACAAAGAUUACCAAAGGAGUUAGAAAGUUGAGGGAAAGGGAAAAAGGUACAUUUAAUACGGAUUUCUUGAGAGAAUCGAAUUCAAAGAAUGAAACGGGAGAUCUCGAUUCGGAUUCAGAUGAAGGAGUUCAAAGAGGUCUUGGUGAAGCAGGUCAAAGUAGUUCUAAUCCUAGUAGAUCUGUACUGGAUGCUGCUCUGAGUGAAAUGAAUAUCCGAUCUGAAUCACCCAUCAAAGCUACCUCAUCAAUCCAAUCAAGACAAAGAAAAUCAUCAUCAGAAGUGGUAGAUUAUUCAACCCCUACUUCAGGAACUGCUAAAUGGGAACGAACGUUAUGGAAGAAAUUAGAAGUAGGCGAUAUCGUCUUAUUGAGAGAAGAUGAAGCUAUCCCGGCCGAUUUGGUGAUCUUAUCAUCAUCAGAUCCAGAUGGACAAUGUUUUGUAGAAACGAAGAAUUUGGAUGGAGAAACGAAUUUGAAACCGAGGAAAUCGAUUAAAUCGACUAAAUCGAUUGCUAAUGAAGAAGAUUUAGAACAUUCUCAUUUCUUAAUUGAUUCAGAACCACCUAAUGCGAAUCUGUAUGCUUAUAAUGCUACAUUAAAGUAUUGGACUCAAGACGAACGUGAAGGACGUGAACAUCCCUUGACGGAAGGACGAAAACUUGAAAAAGGUUCAGAGAAGAGAGAAGUGAUUGGGAUUAAUGAGAUGUUAUUGAGAGGUUGUACUUUGAGAAAUACUCAAUGGGUGAUGGGUUUGGUGGUCUUUACUGGUAAAGAUACUAAAAUCAUGUUGAACCAAGGUGAUACUCCAUCCAAGAAAGCUAAAAUCUCGGAUGAAACCAAUUAUGCUGUCAUCAUCAAUUUCGUCAUCUUGGUCGUACUCUGUGCCGUCAACGCGAUUGGAGAUGGAAUUUAUUCAGGAAACACGUCGACGAGUGCUUAUUAUUACGAACAGAAUGCUAGUAUUUCAUCAAUUGCUACAUUAGAUGCAUUGGUCACUUUUGGUGCAGCUUUGAUCUUGUUUCAAUCGAUCGUACCCAUCUCAUUGGUGAUCACACUUGAAUUUGUUCGAACCAUUCAAGCUUUAACGAUUUUCAGAGAUAUCGAAAUGUAUUAUGAACCGUUGAAUUGUCCAGCCGAACCUAAAUCAUGGAAUCUUUCAGAUGAUCUAGGACAAAUCGAAUAUAUCUUUAGUGACAAGACUGGCACCUUGACUCAAAACGUCAUGGAAUUCCAACGUUGUUCGAUCUCAGGUAUAGCGUAUGGAGAAGGAGUCACCGAAGCGAUGAGAGGAGCAGCUAAGAGAGGAGCUGAUCAUGAUCCAUCUGCCUUAGAUGAUCCUGCUUUAGCUGCUACUCAUCUAGCUGAAUCUAAACGAAAGAUGAUUGAUCUGAUGAAACGACAUUUCCGACAUCGAUAUUUAAAUCACGAAAGUUUGACAUUAAUCUCACCUGGCUUAGUGGAAGAUAUGUUUAAUGAAGAUCCACAAGAAGAAGAACAUCGAAUGAGAAUGAUUGAGUUUUGGACUUCACUGGCAUUGUGUCAUGAUGUGAUUGCAAGCAAAUCAGAAGGAAGAAUCGAAUAUAAAGCUGAAAGUCCAGAUGAAGCAGCCUUGGUAGCAGCAGCAAGAGAUUUAGGAUUUGUGUUUGUGAAAAAGUUGGGUGAUACUUUAACAUUAGAAGUCUUGGGAGAACGACAGAAAUAUCAACUUUUGAAGAUCAUUGCAUUUAAUAGCUCACGAAAACGAAUGAGUAGUUUGGUUAGAUGUCCGGAUGGAAGGAUUAAAUUGAUUUGUAAAGGAGCUGAUAGUAUUAUCAUGUCAAGAUUAAGAUCAGAUCAUGAUUUAGAAUCGAAGAAUCGAACGAAUUUAGAUUUAGAAGCCUUUGCGACGGCUGGAUUAAGAACUUUAUUGAUUGGUAGUCGAGAAGUAUCAGAAGAAGAAUAUUUAAAGUUUGAUGUAGAGUUUUCUAAAGCGAGUGAGAUUGGAGGUAAAGAAAGAGAAGAAGCGAUUGAAAAAGUAGCCGAUGAAUUUGAAAGAGGAUUAGAGAUCUUAGGUGCUACUGCAUUAGAAGAUAAAUUACAAGAAGGUGUACCUGAAGCCAUUGAAAAGUUACAUGAAGCUGGGAUCAAGUUAUGGGUCUUGACAGGAGAUAAACUUCAAACGGCCAUUGAGAUUGGAUAUAGUUGUAAUUUGUUAAAGAAUACGAUGGAGAUUAUGAUUAUUAGUUCGGAUACUGAACAAGGUGCUAGGUCUCAAAUCGAACAAGGUUUAGAGAAAUUAAUGUCGGUGAUUGAUGAAAGAGAGAGUGAUGGAAGAGAAGAUUCCUUACCACCUAGAACGGAUCAUGAUGAACCAUUAGAUGGGUAUGCGGUCGUCAUUGAUGGUGAUACGUUGAGAUAUGCAUUAGAUAGUUCUUUAAAGGCCAACUUUUUAGCUCUUACUGUUCAGUGUGAAACGGUGGUGUGUUGUCGUGUCUCUCCUGCUCAGAAAGCAUUGACGGUCAAAUUGGUAAAGGAAGGUAGAGGUGCAAUGACUUUAGCCAUUGGAGAUGGUGCCAAUGAUGUAGCUAUGAUUCAAGAAGCUCAUAUCGGAGUUGGGAUCGCUGGAUUAGAAGGUGCUCAAGCUUCCAUGUCAGCCGAUUAUGCAUUAGGCCAAUUUAGAUUCUUAACUCGACUCUUAUUAGUACAUGGAAGAUGGUGUUAUAUUCGAAUUGCAGAUAUGCAUGCCAACUUUUUCUUCAAGAAUAUCAUUUGGACCUUGGUUUUGUUUUGGUAUCAAAUCUAUUGUAGUUUCAAUGGAUCGUAUUUAUUUGAAUAUACAUUUAUAAUGUUAUAUAAUCUAGUGUUUACUUCCUUACCGGUCGGAUUGAUGGGAGCGUUUGAACAAGAUUUAAGUGCGAAUGCAUCCAUGGCUUUUCCAGCACUCUAUCAACGUGGCAUUAAAGGAUUACAAUACACAAGAUCAAAGUUUUGGUUUUAUAUGUUGGAUGGAACUUAUCAAUCGGCAGUUUGUUAUUGGAUUCCAUAUUUUGUUUAUUUCUCUUCACCUACUGUUUCGGUCACCGGAAGAGAUGUGAGUAUAUGGGAAUUCGGAACGACCGUUGCAGUGGGAGCGGUCUUUGCAGCCAAUAAUCUGAUUGUCAUCAACACACGAUAUUUUCCUUGGUUCAUUGUCAUCGUCUUGACGGUUUCAUCGAUGAUGGUCUUGGUUUGGACAGCGAUUUAUUCAGGUUUAGCCGAUUAUUAUUAUAAAGAUAUAGUACUUUAUACAUUUUCGACUUUUGAAUUUUGGGCCUCGUUUGUGUUAGUUCAAGUUUUAGCAGGAGUACCUAGGAUGAUGUAUAAAUAUAUACAAAUCCAAUAUUGGCCAAAAGAUUCAGAUUUGAUUAGAGAAAUGAUUUUAGGAGGAUUAAGUGGAAGUGAUGGUAGGAUUGGAGGGAUUGAAGAAGAAGAAAGUAGAAGUAAACAGAUCAAAUUGGUUGAAGAAGUGAUUGAGAAGGAUAAAGCUGAAUCUAAGUUUUAUAAUGAAAAGAAGAAGAAGAAGAAGAAUGGUACGAAGGUAGAACAAGAUCAUCAUCCGAUUAGAAGGUCUUAUGCUGCUACUCAAACUCAAUCCCGAUCUGAAAGUGUUGAAAUGACAGCAGUAGUAGAAACGAUCCCAGUGAUCACUCUUACCAGUGGAACAUCAGAUCCGAUGACACCACCCUUACCAACAGGAAUAGGAGAAAGAAUCCGAUUAGAUGAAGGAUUCGAAUCACCACCACCAUCUCAUAUUCGAACUCGAUCUCGAUCAUGGACCGAAGAAUCGAAUCCGAAUGAACAAACACGUAGGAUUUAUUUACCUCAUGGAUCUUCAACUUCUCAUCCUCAUCAUCCUUCAUAUUAUCAUCAAUUGUUUGCAGCUUCUGAUCCUCAACCUUUACCUUUGAAUCAUCAAUCUACUUCUAAUUCUGAUGAUGAUCAUGAUCCAUCGGGUUCGGGUUUGCCUUCGGGUGGUUAUGUUCAAACUUCUUUAGGUAUCAAUGGACCUGAUGAUUUGGUACCGAGUCCGAUCAGUUUUAGAACCGCAAGUGAAGGACUUCAUAGAAACGUUGUUCAUCGUUAA